AACAUGCUGGAUAGGAGUACUUGAGGACCAGGGUUGGGAAYCACUGCACUACAACACGAUGCAYAAAACUAAAUAUGAGAAGUUUUACUGAAGUUGCAAGUACAWAAACAAAAGCAACUUUUUACCAGAACCACAACCACGCAGGAGUCUGCACUCAAGGCAACGUAUGUCAGUGCAAAUCUGCUCGCUAAAUUCAGCCAGAACAGAUCCGUCAGCAGAAACUACAGAUACUGUGUGCUUCUCUAACUCUGGUCGAAGGCGCUGAUGUUCGACUCGUGUCACAUGAAGUGACUUCACCAAACCAACAAGUCAAAGACAGAAUGUCUAUUCCACUUCAUCUGCUGGUUCUGAUCCUGGUGGAGUUUGUCACAGGAGACCCACAGGAAGUAAAAACGCCCGACCCAAAAAGAGACGACACCAACGUUUUCCUGACGAUGGCGUGGCAAGUAGCCCACCACCUCCGUCCCAAGUCCAGCUGCUACGUGUGCGGUCUGAUGCCCUACACGGCUGGAGAAGGUCUACCCCUCAUGGCCUUGCCUGCUUCUGACUGCGACACGUGUCACCUGAUGCAUGUCAAACGCCCCAAGACGUCCUCUACCCUCGAGUGCCCGGGAAUCAAAAUGAGACCCCUCCACUGCUCCGGACAGCAAGGAAACUGCAACAGGUGUUUGAAAACGCCCAAACCAGUUCCCAUCCUGGUCAUCCCUCAGAAGUUCACUUGGUGUUUGGAGAACAACGGCAGCACGCCGGUGGGACAUUCAGACUGCAUGCGUACCUUUAAAUGGGGUUCUGGAGAGACCGAGUCCGACUGGGAACAACUGGUUUCUGUUCCUCACCAGUGUAUGGACGCAGCGGGAGAGAUUCGAUUCAAAGCUUUGGCUCGUCGCACCGCUGACUGCUCCAUCUCCUCUCCUGUCGGGAUGUACUGGGUCUGCGGGAGCUUUGCGUACCCGUAUCUCCCGGUGGACUACAACGGACGCUGCGGUUUGGGAUAUGUGGUCCCAGCCAUGAGAGUCUUACAGUCUCUGCCGAACAGGCCGAGUGUUCGCCGAGUGCGCCGUGGAGUUUCAGACGUGUUUGGGACUCAUUUUCAGUCACCUUUUAAGAAUGUACUGGGUACACUUCUUCCUUUUUAUGGAAUCAUGUCUGCAUUAGAUCAAAUAGCAGAUCUGUCCCACGCAAUCGAAGCCAUAGCUAACUCGACUGGACGGGCUCUCGCGCUCUUGUCAAACGAACUGGCCUCUGUCAGACUGCUGGCUUUACAAAACAGAGCAGCUCUGGACUUCCUGUUAGCCGCUCAGGGGGGGACCUGCGCUGUUAUCGGUUCUGAAUGCUGCACUUUCGUGCCUGAUUAUAAUGUCACAAUUC
This is a messenger RNA of Austrofundulus limnaeus, 1368 nucleotides long. RefSeq lists its product as uncharacterized. Lineage: Eukaryota; Metazoa; Chordata; Actinopteri; Cyprinodontiformes; Rivulidae. The record is from RefSeq and is a predicted model, not a curated record.